CCGGAUCGGACUGACACGCGAAUCGAUCGGCGCCCCGUCUCUCGCGCGCGUCGUCGUCCUCUCUCUCGCGCGCGCGGCGGGUUAUAGCGGCGUGCCCGCGCGACGAGGAAGCGUGCAGCGCAGCGCAGCGCGUCGCACGCGACAGCACGCGUCGCGGAGAACGAGGUGUUUCGCCGUCGGGUACGAGGGUGUGCGAGGUAGAUCGUGGGAGCGAGAAGCGCGGCUGCUCCUGCUCGCAACACCGGCUGAAGCCGUCGCGCCGCGCCUCGCGCCUGAAGGCGAGAAAUUUCGUGAGAAAUUCAGCCGGUGUCGUCGACCCGCCACUGCCAACGCCGCCGCCACCGCCGUCGCCGGUCCGCGAUCGGACCGCGAUCGUUAUCGAGAUUUUCCCGCUGCGAGUGAGUGCGAGAUCGCCUGGGGAAGAGCGUGAGAAACGGCAAUUCGCCGAUGGGAACGUCGAGAUUCAGCGUCGGUAGCCGGCCCGGUUAAAACGAGAUGAACGGUUCGCCCCGAGGUGCGCGUGUGUGAUCGGUACUUCCAUUGACUGAUUUAAAAAAAAAGGGUAAUCCCUCACAGGAGCACGGAAGUUGGGACUGGAAUUUUUUGGAGGGGAAAACUUGCGAGCGCGAUCGGCCGUGCGCGAUUGUCCGGUAUCUGCUGCGAAAGAAAUCGUUGGGCUCUUAUCAAUUACUGUUGUCGAGGGGCAAGACGAAAAGAAGAUGGAAAAGUGAAACCCCCAAAUUGGUCCUAAAUUAGCCGUUGAAUCUUUGAGAGAGGUUCAACGAAAGCGGGGAAAGGGCAGAGAAACGAGAACGAUCGUGUAUGACUAACUACUGAUGCGGUGAAAUUUUCACUGUCAAGAAUAAAGCAGAACGAUUUGCGUCAAUGAAAAACGGAACCGUUGUCGAAAAAUAGAGUCGAUUAACUCGAAAGCGAAUUUCGCGAAUCCACCUCGUCGGUUUCGACGAUUUUGCCGUUUUUUACAUGUGUUUUAUAUCGUCGUUUUUUUUACGGGCGAUAGCACCCCUAUACAUCUUACAUUUUUGACGGUCUUUUCUUCGCGGAAAAAGGAAAUCCACGAAAUAAUACGAGGGGGAAUGAUCGAUCACGGCGGAAAUUGAGGACCGGUGGAGCAACAACGGAAGUAUCGUGCGUGUGUCGAAGUGCACGCCUCGUGCAGCGCGGGUCGGCCGAUCUGUCAUCGCCAUUGUCGAAUCGCCUAACGGCGGCCCUAAGCCCCCGCAGGGAGGCAGCCCCAGAGAAGGACGAUAAUCCCCGCGGAGAAAGGCGGUGCUUCGUCAGGACGCGUUGCGCCAUUUCAGGUGCGAGCCUCGAGCCUUCCGCUCGAGUGCUUCAGCGUGCCUCGGCUGCUUUAGGCGAGAGAAAGAGAGAGCUUGCUUUCUCUCUCGCGAAUCACGCGGCGAAAGAAAGCGUUCAACGGACAUCAAAAGACCCGGUGAUUAAUGAACGCGGGUAAUUAAGAAACAUUAAGGAGAAGGCUGCCGAAGGACUCUCCUCGAGAUCCUCGUACUAUUCGGAGAGAGCGUGUCGCCCUCCCCUUCCCCCUCCCGCCCCCGUUGCGCCCACCACCUCGAGAGGAUCCUCGCCGGAGGACAUCGCCGCGGGGUUGACGGUGGGAGGAGGCCGUCUACCUUCGAGGUAAGAGAGAGAAAGAGAGAGAGACAGAGAGAGAGAGGGAGGGCAGGAGAGAGGAAAGGAGAGAGAGAAAGAAGAGGGGUGGGAGGCCUUUAGGGGUGGAAAAUCGUUGGAGAAUACCGUCGCGGUGAAAUCACUCCUCUCGAACGCUCGCGAGACGAUCAGACCGCGAAGCAUCCCCCGCCGGGGGCCCGUCCUGCUCCCUUGCCUGCCUUUCGCCCCCCCUUCGCCCUCUCGCCGCUUGGCUGGAAGUGGUGGAAGUGGAUGUCUGAUCUCGGACGGAAUGACAAUAAGACUCUCCUUUGAUUAAUCGACGGAACAGACAGAAAGAGAGAGGUAGAGACGGAGAAAGAGAGGGGAUAUAAGUGAGAGAAAGAGAGGGAAUUAGUCCUCUCGCGAGACGACGGAUUGUUUUGCAAGUGCUAAGAAGUUCCGGCUGUUAACACAGAACUGACUGAAUAUAACUCGAAUCGAGUAACUUGGACAUAAAUCUACCGACUUGAAACCGAACGACAAUUUGAAUAGCGCCGUGCAUUGAGACGUCACGUCUCCCCAUUAAGGCCGACAAGAUUGUUAAAAUGUAUUAACACACCAACAACCCUCUCUCGCGAUAACAAGAAGGUAUUCCCCGGUAUCGACCUGUGGAUCGUCCGGAACGUUUCAACGUGAUAAGAUACGUGUCGGAGUGUAACGAGUGCAACGAUUAAUCAACUGAUUAACGAUUGUCCCUCCCCGACUUAAAGGAUAAAGUUGCUCGACUAAUCCUUUCGUUGCAUCCGGCCGUCGAGGAACUUUCCAGACAUAGAGCAGCGCGCGCGAGGGGCAAGGCGCGCGACAAUAACGCGAAUGAAUUUGGGAGGAGACGGGAUAAGUAGAGUGGAUCGAAAUUAGAAUCGUGUGCAGCCCAGUGGAAGAGGGUCGGCGCUUGAUCAGGCGGACCGGCCGACCCAAGCCAAGCUCACAAGCUGCACUACUGAAAAGAACUCAUUUACUUAAAGAGAUCGUUCGCAUUACGGCCCCUCCGUCUCUGUAAAAUUGUGUGUUACACAAGUCGCGGAGAAUGAUUGGACGAGGCGCGUCUCUAUCCGCGAAACGCGACAAUAAGACGUACACGCGACGCGUUAACAGUAAAAUAAUUUGUAAUAAUCGAUCAUAAAGCGACGAGAAAUAUCGACGGAAUUCCGAUGCCGGCCGGAUGUUUUCAAAUGUCCAUCUUUAUUUGAGCCGGCGACAGGCGUCAAUUUGAACGGUGAGUAAUCUGCGCCUCCAUGCAUCUUCCUGGACGAGUGACGAAUGCGCCGGGGCGUAAUCGACAACGAUAAGCGAAUACGUUAACAAAUCGCAGUGUGGACAACGGGAGAAUUUGCGCGAUCGGGAAAGGACGGACAGUAAGGUGGGCUGCGUGACGAAAUCCUAUUAUCGACAAAGAAGAGUUUGAUGGGCAUGAGAAAAAUAAUGGUAAUGUAGCAGCUGCAGCAAGAGAGCAAUUGUACACCCUUAAAUCCGAGGACAAUAACGUUAAGCGGAGGGUAAUCAAAGGCAACCACGUGAAAACAACGAGUAACAACCGCUGUUGAACUCGAUAUCGCGACGUAAUAAAAAAAGACGACGAUAUAUUUUAGCAACGAAUCGAUCGGGGAAAGGAUAAAAAUAGUGACAGUAAUAGGUGCGAGAACGUUAUCCUGAAAUAUUAAGUCGAUGCAAAAGUAACAACGAAAGGCCCGGCAAUCCUUUUGCGCUGAUUUAGCAGUGAUAUACAGUACAACGAGACUCGGACUAUAGUCCUUAUAAAGGGCACAGUGAAGGCAGUGCGGAUUUGUCAGCCAGGCACUUCGAUGCGCCUCGACAGCGGACGAGCUUCGAGCUUGAAGGAUCCACGCGCGAGUCGGUGAGUCGGUGUCCUCUGCGUGUUCGUCGUCCCUGCACGCGCGCGGCCGGGACAUAAGGAGCCGGCGGAGGCAGGUCCUUCCCGGUGUGGAAUGACAAUAAGGGGGCGCCGUACCCGCGGGGUGGUAUUAUGCAGGGGACGACGGAUUUGAGCGUGCCACCCAAGUGCCCGGCGAAGGUGUCGCAUCCCCUUCGUGGGAUGGCACUCGGAACGCUGGCCGAGAUAGCGGUGAGACUCGUGAUUAGCGGCUACAUAUUCGCCGUGGUCGUCUACGUGAACGCCAGCGGCAACUGGGAUAAGGACGAUGACCUAGUGUCCACGUCUAAGGUCAGCGCCGUACUUGGCCGUACCGCCACUUUGCCUUGCGACAUUGAGCCGUCCACGCGAGAGGAUCGCGUCUACAUGGUCCUUUGGUUCCGCGAUUACGCGGUGAAGCCCAUAUACAGUUUCGAUGUGCGGGGACGAGCGUUCAACAAGGCCCUGAACUGGUCGGACAGCACCGCCGUGGGACCCAGGGCCUACUUCAUCACCGUGACGAAGCCGGCCGCGCUCUCGUUGGAGGCGGUCCAGCUGGACGACGAGGGGAUCUACAGAUGCCGGGUGGACUUCAAGAACUCGCCGACCAAGAACUUCCAAGUGAAUCUCACGGUGAUCGUGCCGCCGCACCAGCUACUCAUUUACGACAGUUCCGGGGUGCAGGUGGAGAGCGUCGCCGGGCCGUUUCAAGUCGGCGUGGAGUUCGGUCUGUCCUGCGAAGUGAGGGGAGGGAAACCCACCCCGGUGGUGAGCUGGCUGGUGAACGGCAAGGAGGUGGACGGCAGACUCGAGGAGUUCGGCCAGAACAUCGUCGUCAGCAAAUUGACGGUGCCGCAGCUGCGCCGGGAACACCGCAACACCACGUACAAAUGCCAGGCGGCCAAUACGCAUCUCAUCCCGCCGCUGGAGAAGACCGUGAUCCUCGACGUUUAUCUAAAACCGCUCACCGUGAAGAUACUGUCGAAGCUAACGGUCAUGGAGACGGAGAAGGACUACUCCAUCACCUGCGAGACGGCAGGCUCGCAUCCCCGCGCACGCAUCACCUGGAUCGAGGGAAACGAGACGUUCCGGAACGGCAAGGUAAUGGAGAGCGGAAACGCGUCGAUGGUGCUGAGUACCCUGAUGUUCUCGCCCGUCCCCGACGAUCACGACAAGAUCCUCAAGUGCCGCGGCGAGAACCCGGCCCUGGCGGACGCGUACUUGGAGGACUCCUUCAAGUUGAAUGUCGUCUUCCCGCCUAAGGUGCAGCUGCAUCUGGGCAGCACUCUGAACGCGGAGAACAUAAAGGAGGGCGACGAUGUGUACUUCGAAUGCAAAGUCCGCGCCAAUCCGGAGCAUCACAAAAUUACUUGGCGCCACAACGGCGGCGUGCUGACGCAAAACUAUUCCGCCGGUAUCAUCAUGAGCACCCAGAGCCUGGUGCUGCAGGGCAUAGGGCGCGACAACGCGGGAAAUUACACGUGUCUCGCCAGCAACGAUCGCGGGGAGACGACGAGCCCGAUUGUGAACCUGAGAGUGCAGUUCGCGCCGGUCUGCAAGAUGAAGGAGGUGACGAUUAUCGGGGCCUCGCUGGAGGAAUCCGUGAAGGUGCGCUGCGAGGUAGACGCCGAUCCGAGCGAGGUGGACUUUGUCUGGGAGUUCAACAACAGCGGCGAGAACUUCGAAGUCGCGCCGGCCAAGUUUGACGGCAACAACGGCACCACGAGCGAGCUCGUCUACACCCCCGAAUCCGAGAGGGAUUACGGCGCCCUGACCUGUUGGGGUAGGAACGCGAUAGGGAAGCAGGAGGCGCCCUGCAUCUAUCAAGUCAUUCCGGCAGUGAAGCCGAAUCCCCUGAACAAUUGCACCAUCAAGGCGUCGCUCAAUCAAAGCUCGGAAAUCCUGGAGGUCGAGUGCGUGCCGGGAUACGACGGCGGGCUCCACCAGGAGUUCCGGCUGGAGGCUUACGAGGUGCUGACCGGCAACCUCCGGGUGAACGCGUCCAGCGUGUCGGCUGAUCUGCCGAUCUUCCGGAUCGCCGUGGCCGAUCUCCUGCCGGCCACGCACUUCUACCUGGUGACCUACGCCGUGAACGCCAAAGGCCGCAGCGAAGUGUCGCUGUUGGAAGACAUAAUGCUGCGCGAUUCCGAGAAGCACACAGACACCGGGGUCAGCAUGCUGCCGUUGAUCCUGCUGCUGGUCGGCUGCCUGCUGGCCUUUGGCGCGACCGUGAUCUCCGUGAUGCUGAUGAUGUAUCGACGACGCGGCACCACGUCGCCGGUGCACAUCGAGCCUUACAUGAAGCAGCCGAUAAUCACGCCGCCGGACUCGAGGAACAAUUCGAUGCUGGACGUGACCCACGGCGACCACACGUACUUCGUCGAGUACACGCUGAAGCAGGUCACCGAUUACGCGCUCAAUAAUCAACCGGACAUCAUACAGUCGCCGCAAGACCAAGAGAAGAUCAAACGCGAGCCACAACUGUUUUUGCCAGUGAGACCGGACACGCUGUUCGCGCCCUAUGACAUUCACAAGCAGGGACUGCAGACGAACAGAUGCAGCCUGAACCCGUUCUCCGCCAAGUCCUGGGAGCCCAUCAGCUUCAAAGCCGAUCGCAACCUGAUGAAGGAGAUCAUCAUCGCCAAUUCCAUACCGGGCCCGGAGAGCUGCGUGUAAACUUGAUCGCGGGAGUGAAUCCGGAGACGCAAACACACAUACUUACACACAAGACGAUACCACACACAGACACACACACACACACGUCCACACAUCCACACACACACACACACACACACACACACACACAGCAUAUCAUAAGGACGAUCAAUUUCGGAAGCCUGAAAACUGUAUCGCGCGCCGUCGCUCGGAUGCCACGACGGAUACACGCGGAUAUCAAGGACAAAGUCAACGAAUCUCGUGUCUCGCUUGUUAACGCGCGCCGGGGUGACAUAUCACGAUGACGAUAUCGUAGCAGACAUAUCAGCAUAUCGUAGCAUAUCGUGGCGCGCCACGAUCUCUCCCGAGAUCAUCGAGAGUCUUAGGAUUUUCCCCGCCGAUCCAGCGCGAGACCGGGGCGAGGAGUCGCGGAGUCGUCGCGAGACGAUUUAGUCGCAUAAUUUAAUCGAACGCUACACGUGGUGUACUAUUCCAAGUUUAAUAUAUUUUGUGUCAAGUCUUAAAA
Molecule: messenger RNA, 6740 nt
Organism: Temnothorax curvispinosus
Lineage: Eukaryota; Metazoa; Arthropoda; Insecta; Hymenoptera; Formicidae
Gene: side-III
Product: nephrin-like
Exons: 15
Coding region: 3674-6235 (853 amino acids)
Source: RefSeq, a predicted model, not a curated record